Messenger RNA from Naegleria gruberi, 804 nucleotides. RefSeq lists its product as uncharacterized. The transcript has a single exon. The record is from RefSeq and is a predicted model, not a curated record. Lineage: Eukaryota; Heterolobosea; Eutetramitea; Acrasida; Naegleriidae. Bases 1 to 804 code for a protein of 267 amino acids.
AUGAAGGGAGUGAGAGUGAGAGUUCUUGCUCGUAAUCCAUCAAUGCUCUCUCCUCUCGAUAGUAAAUAUUCCGAUCGAUUAAGCAUUGUGAAGGGAGAUGCUACCAAGGCAGAGGAUGUUGCCCAAUUAAUUUCCAACUCUCAGGUCUCUCAUGUUAUUUGUGCUCUUGGAGUGAGAAUGAAUGAGCCAACCACUGUGGUUGAAAAUGGAGUGAUCAAUGCAAUUAGUGUAAUGAAGAAACUUGAUAGGGAAAUGAGAUUUGUGUUGGUUACUUCGUCAGCUCUUGUAAAAUCGAAUUCUAAUUGGUUUUUUGAUAAUAUUGUAAAGAAACACUUGUUGAAUCAUAUUUACGAUGAUUUGGAAAGAGCUGAGAAGGCUUUGGUUGAAUUGACCAAAGAUUCAAAAAUCAGUUAUGCAAUUGUUCGACCACCUCAACUUGUUGAUGCACCUGCUACUCUCGAUUUGAUCUACAAGGAAGGAGAUGAACAACCAAAAGGAACACAUCUCGUCACGAGAGAAGAUGUUGCCUCUGUUUUAUUAGAAUGUAUCUUUGACAAACAGUUCAAUACUGGCAAUAGAAUAUUUAAUGUUGAUACUACUCGAAAGUUGGAUGUCAAAGUGGAUGUAAUUAAGAUUUUGAGAUCUGUAACACCAUACCCAAAGUAUUUAAUGAUUAGAUCAUUCAUGUUUUCAAUUCAGGCUGCAAUUGGAUUCUUGAUUGGCUUUUCUCUCUUCAAACUCAAAUCAUUGCUAUUCCCUCAACUUGAAGAACACAUUAUAAAGUAUCUCAGUAAACAUAAAUAA